Didymodactylos carnosus is the source of this 348-nucleotide messenger RNA. The record is from the annotation of a GenBank genome assembly. Lineage: Eukaryota; Metazoa; Rotifera; Eurotatoria; Philodinida; Philodinidae.
AUGAAUGGGGCUUCUUCUCUAUGUGAUCGAUUUGUUCGGGAAUUCGAUAUGCGAGAAGGUGAACUUUCACAAAUAGCCUAUACUGGUAGAAGCUUUCGUGGUGUUACAAUGGAGGAAGAUGAAUUACAAAAAUAUAAAAAUGCAUGUAAAGGGGAAAAAGGCUGUAUAAUUGCUACAAAAACAUUCCAGUCAACAUCUAGAUCGCGUGAUCAAGCAUUAGUAUUUGCAACAACACAUAUUAAUGGCAAAGGUAUUAUAUUUGUAUUUGAUAUACCUCAAGAAUGUUCAACAGUAUUUGACCACCCUCACCCUCACCCUCACCCUCACCCUCAUCCAAUUUUGUCGUGA